Molecule: messenger RNA, 1071 nt
Organism: Amaranthus tricolor (Joseph's coat)
Lineage: Eukaryota; Viridiplantae; Streptophyta; Magnoliopsida; Caryophyllales; Amaranthaceae
Product: auxin-responsive protein SAUR32-like
Exons: 1
Coding region: 290-715 (141 amino acids)
Biological process (GO): response to auxin
Source: RefSeq, a predicted model, not a curated record
GUCAUCUUUAACUAUAGUACAAACUUUUGUGUACUUAAACCCAAUCACACCUCUGCCAAACAUCCCUCCCUCCCUCUAAAAUAUUUUCCUACUUCAAUUUCCUUCUUUCUUUCUUAUUAUUCAUCUCUUAAACCAUGAAUUACUCUCUAAACCUUCCUUUUUUCACCAAAAUCACUCAUCCAAUUUCUUUUGUCUUUCUCUAGAAUUAAUUAAUUAAUUAUUUGAUUAUUUCCCUUUAUAUCUUUCCUUUUUUUUUUAAUAAUAUUCCUAAUCAAUCACUAACAAAAAAAUGGGUGGAAAUUUUCAUCUACAUCUACCACACAAAAAACAUCAAAAUCAAAAUAAUCAAGGUAAUUCAUCAAAGGGUAAUAAUAAUAAUAGUAAUAAUAAUAAUAAUAAUAAUAAUAAUGGAGUAGGAAUAAUUCCAAAGGGUUGUUUGGCAAUAAAAGUGGGUCAAACAGAUGAAGAACAACAAAGAUUUGUAGUACCAGUCGUUUACUUUAAUCAUCCUUUAUUUAUGCGUCUUCUUAAAGAAGCUGAAGAUGAAUAUGGUUUUGAUCAAAAAGGUACCAUUACCAUUCCUUGCCACGUGGAGGAAUUUCGUUACGUGCAAGCUUUGAUUGAUCGUGAUAAAUCAAUCAAUCAUCAUCAUCAUCAUUCACAUCAUCAUCAUCAUCAUCAUCAUAAUCCUAUUGUUAGCUGUUUUAGGGCUUGAUCUGAUCCAACCAACGGUCUUGAUCUUUUCUUGUAUAUUUUCCUUUUAUUAAUUAGUUUUUGUUUUCUUAGUCUUUAUUUUUGUUGGUUUAUUAGUAGAGAAGGUUUAAGAUGGUGAUGUUUUAACAUGUUAUGGACUUAUGGUUAUUUAUGAAUUAUCAUCGUAUACUUUGUCUCUGUUCAAAUUAGUUGUUAUAUUUCUUAUUUUCAUGCUAUCUUUAGCAAUUAUUUUUAAAAAACAUAAAUUCUUAAAUGAGACAUCUAAUAGAUGAGAAAUAUUUCAUAUAUAUUUUGUGUGUUGAAGUAAUUAUUUUUAAUCUUAAAAUAAUAAUUACUUAUAAGAAUGGGUUAAUUUUA